This is a messenger RNA of Heterobasidion irregulare TC 32-1, 555 nucleotides long. RefSeq lists its product as uncharacterized. The transcript has a single exon. NCBI's taxonomy places the organism in Eukaryota, Fungi, Basidiomycota, Agaricomycetes, Russulales, Bondarzewiaceae. The record is from RefSeq and is a predicted model, not a curated record. The coding region runs from base 209 to 538 and encodes 109 amino acids.
GAGCAGAAGAAGCUCAUCGAUGUAUCGAGACUGGUUGGCCUGUUCUUGGCCAAUGGUUUCGAGUGGAAAGAUGGGGUCAAGUUCCCCGCCAGUGAGGGAUUUGAUGGCUUGCGUUACCUCGAGUCGGUUACUCUGACACUUUGGAUGACACAACAACAACUUUCCUCUACUUUUGUUCUGUGAAGGAGGAAGGUGGAAGAUUGAUCUCAUGAUUUCGCAGGCAUAUCCAGGUUUCUGGACGAACCACGGCCGCAAGGCUAUCAAGGAGGAACUUGUUCAUGCAGAUAUGGAUGCGAUACCUAUAGCUGUCGUGAAACACGAGCGCACUGCCGAUGGUGUUUACAAUGACGGUGAAGGAUCGAGAAGAAAAAAGGCUCGUUUAACACAGCCGAGCGUCCCGCAGCCAUGUACCGCUCCCAUCAUCCAGAUUCCUUCAGCGCCGGUACUACCCAUGCAUGCACAGAUAGCUACACCCACCACAUCCUCUCUUUCGUCUGCGCUACAUCCAUUGUCGCCAUCUACACGCCCGUAUUACUGAACUCCGGACUGGGAAUG